Molecule: messenger RNA, 1287 nt
Organism: Schistocerca piceifrons (Central American locust)
Lineage: Eukaryota; Metazoa; Arthropoda; Insecta; Orthoptera; Acrididae
Gene: mRpS26
Product: probable 28S ribosomal protein S26, mitochondrial
Exons: 3
Coding region: 112-771 (219 amino acids)
Cellular component (GO): mitochondrial small ribosomal subunit
Source: RefSeq, a predicted model, not a curated record
UCUGUGCGUCUGCGACUGCGCACGAGAGAGAGGCGUCGUCUGGACCUACAUAACCUAACUACCCAUUAUUAUUCUGGGACGAUUAAAGUAUUGUUGGUGCCGUGAAAUACAAUGAAUGCAAUAGUUAAUGUGUGUAGAUCUGCAGCACCUCGGAAUUUAUCAGUUCAGUAUGAGAGUAUACGUAUGGCACGGAGGAAACCAAGACAUUUACCUAUGGCAAAAAGCAAAAUGUUUCGAGUACCAGAAAGAAAACGGCUUCCAGAAGAAGAAAAUUCAGAACUUUUGCGACUGCAUAACAAUUACAAGACUUACAUUAAAAGUAUUCGAGCUUUCCUGAAACAAGAACUAGAAAAAUCAGCAUCGGCUAGUGAGCAAGCUCAGGAGGAGCUAAGAAGAGAGAGAGAGCAGCAUGUUUUAUGUAUGAAGGAAAAUGAUGCCUGGAAUGUAGAAGUAGCAAAACUGCGGGCAGUUCGACUAGCAAAACAGGAGCUGGCUGAGAAAGAAGCAAUUCUUGAUGCUAUCAUAAAACAUGAACAGCAAGAAAAAGAAUACUUGGAGAAAGUAGAAGACAUUGUUUCCAAAGAAAAGGAAAGAUCUAAACACUACAUCACUCCUGAAAAUAUCGAUGAAGCCAUAGAAAAGGCCCUAGACAAUGAAGUUGACUACAAUUUUUCAUUGGAUGUUGAUGGUACUGUGUAUCAUGGCAGAAUGACAAAGCCUGACAUUGCAAGGGAGACUGGGGAAAAGAUGGUAGUUAGCAAUAGAUCUUGAUAAUGAUCCAAAAUGUUGUUGGUGCUUUGUAUAUAGUUUUAAAUAAUGUACUUGGACACAUUAUUUUUCUCUGUCUGAUGGAAAAUUAAAGCAAUCACUGUGCAUGCAGAGUAAUAAGAUUGCUCUGCAAGGAAAAAAAUUAUAGUUUGUUCAGUAUUUUGUAGUAUUAGCACCAAAGAAGUUGUACAAAUUAUCCUAUUCUAAUUUUAUGGCAACAUUUAAGGUGAAAAAUUUAUUGUUAUUUUAAGUCUUCCAUAAACUGUAUCAGGUAAACGUAUAAUACCUCCAUCAGCACAUUCAAUGUUGCAGUAUGUCACUCUUUCUUAUAUAAAAAACCAGAUGUGCUAACUUAACGUGUAUUAUACCAUACUUUGUGCUGGUAUGUGCAACAAAGAGCAAUGCAGCUGCAUUGAACAUUAAAGACCUCAAUAUGUAAAUAGUAAAGUUAUUUCCUUGUAGAGAGAAAAUACUGGAAUUGAAAUGAGCAUUUUACAUAUCUUUUGUGCACAUAAUUUU